This is a messenger RNA of Acaulospora colombiana, 2908 nucleotides long. The record is from the annotation of a GenBank genome assembly. NCBI's taxonomy places the organism in Eukaryota, Fungi, Glomeromycota, Glomeromycetes, Diversisporales, Acaulosporaceae.
UUCGGGGUGCCGUCACCGACAAAAAAACAACGCCGUUGGUUCAACAGGACCGUCGGCACUUUGGUGGAUCAGGGGCUAAGAGCACGAAGUUGGUGGGAAGGAAUGAUUCCCCGGCUGAAUAUACUCCGGAGGCAUCGGGAUCAUCGAGAGUUCGCAGCACCAACGAUAAUAAUCAAUUAGGCGUAUACGCAGAGUUACCUUUGGAUUAUCAAGUUUAUCGCUUGAUACAAGGUUCAAAGGAGAAAGGAAUGGUUGGUGGGGAAAUUACGCGCGCGUUUAAUAAUAUGAAUCAUCGCGUCCUGACAAAGAUUCUCGAUCGACUCGUUAUACCUCCACCUUCGAACCUGCGUCGGUUCGCCGUAAAGCGAGCGGUUGAGUUUAGAGGGCGUGAGAGGCGCUAUCGCUAUUUCUCUCUUGAGGGAUACACGAAAUUUGCUGUCAAUCAUGGAAUGAAAUUAGACGAGGAGGAUGAAAAAGAUGAGAAUCAAUUGCUCUCGGUAACUCCCACGCGUGACCCCAUGUGGGGGGUGGAGUUACUUGAUGAUGGUGAGGUUGAGAAGGAUGACGACUUUUUGCCGUCACCGCAAGCCAGAGAGCGACGCCGAAAGAAAAAGGAGAAAUGGCGUUCAGGUCCUAUCGUUGAGUCAACCCCUAAAGUAUCUAGGAAGCGAGGUCGUCCCAGAAAAACCACGGCACCUUCCCCCGAGGAAGAAGGGCCGCCCAAACCCAAAAGCAAGGGCGGGAGACCUAAAGGGAGUAAAAAUAAGAAACCUUCGGUCAAAAAGGCGCGAAUUGAUGAUGAGGGGGCCGCUAUCUCCGACAAUGAUUCAAGGGAAAUUAAUAAAGACCCGCCGCUCUCCUCGGUCGAAGUGACUUCUAAUAAUGUUGAUGGCGACGCAACUAGAAAUAGCUCGAUCGAUCCUUUUACUCCUGCGGAAUCACGGUCAUCAGAGUCCGCCAAUGUCGUCGAAAGAUCCUUGACAUCAGAUAAUAAUUCUUCCAACCAAGUACUCGAUGGACGUUCCCCGACGGUGAAGAAACGUCGAGGUAGACCCAAAAAAGCAGCCAACGUUUUGUCGGACCCCGUUAAUGUUGCAGACGUCCUGGCAUCUAAUAUCAAUGACAGUGGUGUGAUUGUUAACAACGGUAGAUCGAAUCGAGCCGACCAAGAUCAACAAACCACAAGCAUGGGUCAACUCCACAAAGGUCGAGGCAUGAGCAAGAAAACGGAAGCGCUUUCAUCCAGACCUGACACAACGAGUGGUUUUACCGACCACUCAACGACUGCCAAUGCUUUGGCUAAAACUUUAGACCCGACUGACUCUCCGUUUCUCGGCUCAAGCUACGACAAUUCCGUUGCCACUAAUUUGGUUAUGGCAAGUAUAGACCCGAGCUUUUCCGAACCACAAGAUCUUACGGAUACAGGUGCGAGGUCGGCUUCAACGUUUAAUUUUGCUCCCUUGUUUACCGACGGAUCUCUAUCAAAUGCCCACACGGGAUGGGAGAGACUUGAUUCUUACAGGACGCAUGGUGACCUGAUGAAUCCCGAUAGCGAAUUUGUUUUCCAAAACGAUAUUCAUUCCUAUGAUAUAUCCGACCCUUAUUCUGACGCUUCCAUCAACAGUCAGAUUGUUCACUCAUCGCCAACCGGUCAAAACAUAAAUCUAGAUCCGGCUACCUCCGCUAACCUCAAAACGGAUCUGAACCUCAGUACGGAAAUCAGUGAACAUUAUUCCGAUGCACAAAAUUUCCGCGAGAAAACAACGAAUUCUCACAGUACAGCAUCGGCGAACGUUUCUGAAGAUAAUAAUCCAGCUCUGGAAUCGGAACUUCAAGUCGACGACGAUCGUGAGAGAUCCGAUGAGGUUGAGGCCGGUCCUUCUGAAAUAACGCCAGCUGCUUCUCAAGGAGGACUGACAAAGAACCCAAGUGCCUUGGAAACUCUCAAUGUGAAAGUGAGGUCCGAUGAAGCUGCCUCGAAAAUUGUCAGAAGGUCAAAACGAAAGGACUCGGACGAUGGUGCACUAUCUUUCAACAAGAAAAGGAAGGUAUCCUCGCACGUUUCCAAUGCAGAAGAAAAAGUCGGCAAACAAGUAUUGGCUAAAAAAAGGAAGGUCUUUACACCUGCUUCGAUCACAGCGGCGCUUCGACAAAAAGUGCUCACACGUCUCCUGGAGGAACAUCAGGUUAUCGAGCAUAGUGCUGAACUGGUCAAGUUAUACCAGCAGACAUUGGCCAAGGAAUCUAAUGUUACGACCACACCGCAUGUCAUUGACAAGAAAACACUUCAGAGGGCUGCCGCGACGAUGGAGGAAAAAGGGCUACUCAAGACUUACAAUGUAUCUCUGCCUUUACUAAACGGCGGUAGCAAUACCAAACUUCUUUUCCUUCAUCCCAGUUUAACACCAUCGAGUCCCGUGGUGAAGGAAUACGUCACCAAGAUGUUGGACAGGGCAAUACUCAUCGGAAGGUCAUUUAAGCCGUCUAAAAUAGAGGAAGUAAAUAUAGAGGUCGAACCGCUCGAAGAAUUUCAAAGGCGUGUUGCUGCUGAGGCUGCUGCCGGCGAAACAACAAUUACACUUGAGGUGCCUCCCGAAUCUAACGCGAAUGUCCCCAAUUCGUAUGAAACCUUGACGAGUUUCGUUGCACCGGGGGAUGAUUCCGAGGAUGGUGCCGCUGAAACCAGACGCCAUAACGAUAACAAAAGUUUACAAACCUCCAAUGAAAUGUGGUGGCUUCACACCGCUCGAGGUUACGGUUGGAUCAACGCCAAAAUGAUUCGCGCUAAAAUUCUUCACCAAUAUUUGAUCACUAAAAUUUCCGACGCUGCGCCUGAAGGGAAUUACAUUGACAGAAACUCCAGAACCUUUCACACAGCGAUCCUCAUACGGGACCUUCCUCUCGACUU